AUGGCUGACUUUAUCCAAGCUCUUGACCCCUCGCGCCUCGUAUUGAUGGAAACGGUUCUGUCCUUCGUGAUCAGCCCCUUCACCGCACCUGCAUACAAUCUCCCUAUAUUCUUGUUCGGCAUCUAUGCUCAGGAGAACACUGAAGCAGUCCAGUCGCUUCAAGUAUUUACAGGCCUAGUGGGCGCGUCUGCAUUGGCGGACCUUGCAUGGAUGCUCAGGAAUGAACAGAACUGGUUCAUAAAGCUGCUCAAUGUUCUCAUCUUGGUGCUCAAGGCUCCAACAUUCCUUGCGUUUGCGAGCUCUCUCCGCUCCAGAGGCGCACAAUUCUCCAAUCUCGGAGGUAUAGGUGGUCUUCGUGUCUGGUCCAUGCCAGGGGGCUUUACAUCAGGAGGAAGAGAUGGCUAUCAAACCGUCGACGAACCUACACCAGAAACCGUUCGUCCUCCACCCGGGCCUCCCCCGCCGUCCUCGAACCACCACCAACAAUCUCAAGCAGCACCGGGAGCGUAUCAGUCUGUGUGA
Molecule: messenger RNA, 522 nt
Organism: Stereum hirsutum FP-91666 SS1
Lineage: Eukaryota; Fungi; Basidiomycota; Agaricomycetes; Russulales; Stereaceae
Exons: 5
Coding region: 1-522 (173 amino acids)
Source: RefSeq, a predicted model, not a curated record